AUGUCUGCUGCUACUGCUGCCCCCGGCGCUGUUGACCAGCUUGCCGCUGAUCUUGGCAACACCUCCCUAAACGGCGGUGAUGCUCGACCUACCUCCAUCAACACUAACGUCGGACCCGAUGCCCACGGCGACGAGGGCGAUGCUGCUGGCGCUACUCCCAGCUCUGCCCAGACCCCUCACCCUGCCGCAUCCGCUUCCCUCUACGUCGGCGAACUCGACCCCUCCGUCACUGAGGCUAUGCUUUUCGAGCUUUUCUCGCAGAUAGGCUCUGUCGCCUCGAUUCGUGUUUGCCGUGACGCCGUCACUCGCCGCUCUCUCGGCUAUGCUUACGUCAACUACAAUACCACUGCAGAUGGCGAACGUGCUCUCGAGGAGCUAAAUUACACCCAGAUCAAGGGUCGUCCGUGCCGCAUUAUGUGGUCUCAACGUGACCCCAACUUGCGCAAGAGCGGACAAGGCAACAUCUUCAUCAAGAACCUUGAUGCCGCAAUUGACAACAAGGCCCUUCACGACACUUUCGCUGCCUUCGGCAAUAUUUUGAGCUGCAAGGUCGCUCAGGACGAGAACGGCAACUCGAAGGGCUAUGGUUUUGUACACUAUGAGACCGACGAGGCUGCCUCCCAGGCUAUCAAGCACGUUAACGGCAUGUUGCUUAACGAGAAGAAGGUUUAUGUAGGCCACCACAUCCCCAAGAAGGACCGCCAGAGCAAGUUCGAGGAGAUGAAGGCAAACUUCACCAAUGUUUAUGUCAAGAACAUCCAGACCGACGUUACUGAUGAUGAGUUCCGCGAGCUGUUCGAGAAGUUCGGAGAUGUUACCUCUUCCUCUCUAGCUCGUGACGGCGAGGGCAAGUCCCGUGGUUUCGGUUUUGUCAACUUUACUACCCACGAGAGCGCUGCUAAAGCGGUUGACGAUCUGAACAACAAGGAUUUCCAUGGGCAGGACCUCUAUGUUGGUCGCGCUCAGAAGAAACAUGAGCGCGAGGAAGAGCUACGAAAGUCGUACGAAGCCGCUCGCCAAGAGAAGGCCAACAAGUACCAGGGUGUUAACUUGUACAUCAAGAACCUGGAUGAUGAUGUUGAUGAUGACAAGUUGCGCCAGAUGUUCUCGGAAUUCGGCCCUAUCACCUCCGCCAAGGUUAUGCGUGAUAAUGCUAGCGAGGGCGAGGAAGAAAAGGAGGGUAAGGACAAGGAGAACCAGAAGGAUUCUAGUGACGAGGAUAAGGAAGAGGGCGAAAAGAAGGAGAAGAAGUCUGACAAGAAACUUGGAAAGAGCAAGGGUUUCGGAUUCGUGUGCUUUGCGAACCCUGAUGAUGCCACUAAGGCUGUAGGUGACAUGAACCAGCGCAUGUUUAACAACAAGCCUCUUUAUGUCGCACUAGCCCAGCGAAAGGACGUUCGAAAGAGCCAGCUUGAGGCGAGUAUCCAAGCUCGCAACCAACUCCGAAUGCAGCAAGCAGCGGCGGCGGCGGGUAUGCCCCAGCAGUACAUGCAACCCCCGGUCUUUUACCCUCCGGGUCAACAACCGGGCUUCCCUCCCCAGGGUGGUCGCGGUAUGCCUUUCCCUGGAAUGGGUAUGCCUGGUGCUCAGGGUGGUCGUCCUGGUCAAUUCAACCCUAAUGCAUAUGGAGGUCCUCAGGGCGGUCGUGGUGGCCCUAUCCCGCAGAUUCCUCCUAACAUGUACCUACCUGGACAGUUCCCGCCUGGUGCGCCGUACGGUCAACCUGGCACCCCGCAGUUCAUGGCUGCUAUGGCUCAGGUGCAGCAGGCUACCCUCGGUGGUGGCCGUGGAGUCCCAGCCGGUCGUGGACCGAUUCAGGGAAUUCCUGGCAAUGUGGGUUUGCCUGGUGGUCCGGGUGGCAUGCCUGGCUACCCGCCUAACUCGCGACAAGGUGGUCCCGCGGGUCGUGGUGGCCCGCAACGAGGUGGUCAGGGUGGACAAUUCCCUCCUCAGGGUGGCCGCGGCGUCCCUAACCAACAGAUUGGUGCCACACCUGGUCCCCAGCAAGAUCUAACCCCGACUUCAUUACUUCACUCGCAGCUUCAAUCUCAGUCCAACCCACAGCAACAGAAGCAGAUGCUCGGUGAGCUUAUCUUCCCCAAGAUCCAGGCCAUUCAGCCCAACUUGGCAGGCAAAAUUACUGGUAUGCUUCUAGAGAUGGAUAACGCGGAGCUGGUCAACCUCAUUGAGGACGAUAGCGCUCUCCGAGCUAAGGUGGAUGAAGCCAUGGCCGUCUACGAUGAGUACAUUAAGACUCAAGGCACUGAUGGCGACUCCGGAAAGGAGGACAAAGCCGAGGACAAGGCGUAA
Messenger RNA from Hypoxylon trugodes, 2310 nucleotides. RefSeq names its product polyadenylate binding protein. The record is from RefSeq and is a predicted model, not a curated record. Gene Ontology annotation, molecular function: RNA binding. The transcript is spliced from 2 exons. Bases 1 to 2310 code for a protein of 769 amino acids. Lineage: Eukaryota; Fungi; Ascomycota; Sordariomycetes; Xylariales; Hypoxylaceae. Gene Ontology annotation, cellular component: ribonucleoprotein complex.